Molecule: messenger RNA, 543 nt
Organism: Panicum virgatum (switchgrass)
Lineage: Eukaryota; Viridiplantae; Streptophyta; Magnoliopsida; Poales; Poaceae
Exons: 1
Coding region: 1-543 (180 amino acids)
Source: RefSeq, a predicted model, not a curated record
AUGGAUGCCUACUGCAAGGAGAUACGUAAGCUCGAGGCUCACUUCUACAGCCUGGAGUUUCACCACGUCCUCUGGGACUACAACGUGGCAGCCGACGUACUCUCCAAUCUGGCCUCCAAGCGGGCACUCGUCCCAGCCGAAGUUUUUGUACAGGCUCUCAACUCCCCCAUAGUCAAGAUCGAGGAGGAACCUCCUACUAAGCCUGAUCUAGCGCAAACCCUAGGCCAGGAAGUACUGGUGGCCGAUCCAGAUUGGCGAGCUCCGAUACUCGACUUCAUCAUCAACAACAAGUCCUAUCCGGAGGACAAGGAGCACGAGCGACUCACCCACCGAGCCACAAACUACGUUGUCAUCAGAACCGAGUUGUUCAGGCACUCAGCCUCCUCAGGAACUCUCUCCAAGUACAUCUCCCAGCAAGACAGAGUCCGACUCCUUGGCGAGAUCCACUCAGGAAUCUGCGGUAACCACGCAGGAGCAUCAACCCUGGUUGGCAAAGCCUUCACAUCAGGAUUCUACUGGCCGACAGCCCUGGUCGACGCCUAG